UUGAAAACUUCCCAAACGCAUUUAGCUCAUUUAGUUUGUGUUGAGUGUUCUCUCUCUUCUCUAGGUUUUGGGGGAUUUAGGGUUCUGUUUGUUUGGUCUCUGCCACUGUUUUUCACUUAUCUGGAUAUGGAUUUGUUUGAGCCAGAUGGAAAUGGGAAGGAGGAGUUGUUUGAGCCAGAUGGAAAUGGGAAGGAGGAGUUGUUUGAGCCAGAUGGAAAUGGGAAGGAGGAGUCUUUGCCACCACCGCCUCCCAUUGUCCCCUCAGAUGUUGUACCAGUCAAAGCAGAAGAGGUGCUCGCUGCCCCUGCUGAACCUGUCAAGAAAAAGGUUUCCCGUGUUCCAAUAGCCAGACGAGGCUUGGGAUCAAAAGGAACGAAGAUAUCUCUUCAAACCAAUCACUUCAAAGUUAAUGUCACUAACAAUGAUGGACAUUUCUUCCAUUAUAGUGUGUCUUUUUCUUAUGAAGAUGGACGUCCUGUAGAAGGUAAGGGGGUAGGGAGAAAAAUAAUGGACAGGGUGCAGGAGACAUAUGGUUCUGAAUUAAAUGGUAAGGACUUUGCUUACGAUGGCGAGAAAAGUCUGUUUACAAUUGGCUCUCUUCCUAGAAACAAGUUUGAGUUUGAAGUUGUUUUAGAGGAUGUCACAUCUAACAGAAAUAAUGGCAAUUGUAGCCCUGAUGGUCAUGGCGACAAUGAGAGUGACAAAAAGAGGAUGCGGCGCCCAUACCGUGCAAAGACAUUUAAAGUAGAGAUUAGCUUUGCCGCAAAAAUUCCAAUGCAAGCCAUAGCCAAUGCCUUACGUGGGCAGGAAUCAGAGAAUUUUCAAGAAGCCAUUAGAGUGCUCGAUAUCAUAUUGAGGCAACAUGCUGCUAAGCAAGGCUGUCUACUUGUACGUCAAUCUUUCUUCCACAAUAAUCCGAUGAAUUUUGCUGAUGUUGGAGGUGGUGUUCUGGGCUGUAGAGGAUUCCAUUCAAGUUUUAGAACUACACAGGGUGGCCUGUCCCUCAACAUAGAUGUCUCAACUACCAUGAUUAUUCAACCUGGGCCUGUGGUGGACUUCUUAAUUGCCAAUCAAAAUGUGAGAGAUCCCUUUCAACUUGACUGGGCAAAGGCCAAAAGGGCACUCAAAAACCUGAGGAUUAAAACCGGCCCAUCGAAUCAAGAGUACAGAAUUACUGGACUCAGUGAACUCCCAUGCAGAGAACAGACUUUUACUCUGAAGAACAAAGGUGGAAGGGAUGGUGAUGAUGGUGAUGAGGAAGUGACUGUUUUUGAUUAUUUUAUUAAUGUUCGUAAGAUGGAUCUUCGCUAUUCUGCUGAUCUUCCAUGUAUCAAUGUUGGCAAACCAAAACGGCCAACAUAUUUCCCCAUUGAGCUUUGUGAAUUGUUAUCCUUGCAACGUUAUACGAAAGCUCUGUCCAUAAAUCAAAGGACUUCACUAGUGGAGAGGUCCAGGCAGAAGCCACAAGAGAGGAUGAAAGUUUUGUCUGAAGCACUAAAAACCAGCAACUAUGGUUCUGAACCUAUGCUUCGUAAUUGUGGAAUUUCUAUUAGCACUGGCUUUACUCAAGUGGAGGGUCGUGUUUUGCCUGCUCCAAAGUUGAAGUUUGGCAAUGGUGAGGAUUUCAAUCCAAGGAAUGGAAGAUGGAAUUUUAACAAUAAGAAAUUUGUGCAGCCAACAAAAGUACAACGAUGGGCUGUGGCUAACUUUUCGGCACGCUGUGAUGCACAAGGGCUUGUGAGGGAUUUAAUUAGAAUUGGAGAAAUGAAAGGAAUUCUGAUAGAACCCCCAUUUGAUGUGUUUGAAGAGAAUGGUCAGUUUAGGCGUGCACCACCUAUGGUUAGAGUGGAUAAGAUGUUUGAGACCAUCGAGUCUAAACUUCCUGGAGCUCCUGAGUUCCUUCUCUGCUUGCUUCCUGAUCGGAAAAAUUGUGAAAUUUAUGGUCCAUGGAAAAAGAAGAAUCUUGCUGACUAUGGAAUUGUUAAUCAGUGCAUGUGUCCUACAAGGGUCAAUGACAAUUAUUUGACUAAUCUUUUGUUGAAGAUCAAUGCCAAGCUUGGUGGGUUGAAUUCAUUGUUAGGCGUCGAGCAUUCUCCUUCUCUUCCUGUUGUUUCCAAAGCUCCCACCCUUAUUCUAGGCAUGGAUGUGUCUCAUGGCUCGCCAGGCCAGUCUGAUAUUCCUUCAAUUGCUGCGGUGGUCAGCUCUAGACAGUGGCCUCUGAUAUCAAAGUAUAGGGCAUCUGUUCGAACCCAGUCUGCAAAGGUUGAAAUGAUAGAUAAUUUGUUCAAGCAAGUGUCUGAAAAGGAUGACGAAGGCAUCAUGAGGGAACUUUUGGUUGAUUUCUAUGUAAGUUCUGGGAAGAGAAAACCGGAUAAUAUAAUCAUAUUCAGGGAUGGUGUUAGUGAGUCGCAGUUCAAUCAAGUAUUGAAUAUCGAACUUGAUCAAAUCGUUGAGGCAUGUAAAUUUCUUGAUGAAAAGUGGACACCGAAAUUUGUGGUAAUUGUUGCUCAGAAGAACCACCACACAAGAUUCUUCCAGUCUGGCUCUCCUGACAAUGUCCCACCUGGAACUUUGAUCGACAAUAGAAUUUGUCAUCCCAGAAAUUAUGAUUUCUACCUAUGUGCACAUGCUGGAAUGAUAGGUACCAGUAGGCCUACACACUACCAUGUGCUGUUAGAUGAGGUUGGUUUCUCAUGUGAUGAACUACAAGAGCUUGUCCAUAAUCUAUCAUACGUGUAUCAGAGAAGCACCACUGCCAUUUCUGUUGUUGCUCCAAUAUGCUAUGCACAUUUGGCUGCAACUCAGUUGGGGCAGUUCAUGAAAUUUGAGGACAAAUCUGAGACAUCUUCAAGCCAUGGUGGACUAAGUGCUGCUGGAGCUGUCCCUGUACCCCAACUGCCCAAACUGCAGGAAAAAGUCUGCAACUCAAUGUUCUUUUGUUGAGGCCUAUAAGCUGCCUCUCUAGAGACAAGUAAUGACAGAAUGCUGUACAUAAAACUAUGUUCCAAUCUAGCUUCCAGUGGACAGUUAAAAUUAUGUGGGAUACUUGUUAUCAAGUGGAGGGCUUUUAGCACAAGCCUUCUCGUUUUGGUGGACAGUUAAAAUUAUGUGGGAUACUUGUGUGCAGAUGGAGGGCUUUUAGCACAAGCCUUGUCGUGUUUGACUGUUUGUAUCCCAUUUCAUUUUGUGCUUGGUGACGUAUUUAUGGUGUUUUCAAAAUAUGUGAUGUUAUGGAUAUUUUGUAAUGUUUGGAGUUUUUAAGUUGUGAUGUGUACACCUCGUUGCGAUUGGACCCUCCAUAAUAUAA
Molecule: messenger RNA, 3307 nt
Organism: Gastrolobium bilobum
Lineage: Eukaryota; Viridiplantae; Streptophyta; Magnoliopsida; Fabales; Fabaceae
Product: protein argonaute 4-like
Exons: 23
Coding region: 127-2943 (938 amino acids)
Biological process (GO): regulatory ncRNA-mediated post-transcriptional gene silencing
Cellular component (GO): cytoplasm
Molecular function (GO): RNA binding; protein binding
Source: RefSeq, a predicted model, not a curated record